Messenger RNA from Rotaria sp. Silwood1, 750 nucleotides. NCBI's taxonomy places the organism in Eukaryota, Metazoa, Rotifera, Eurotatoria, Philodinida, Philodinidae. The record is from the annotation of a GenBank genome assembly.
AUGUCUGUUAAAUCAAGUAUUCGUCAAUCAGGAAUUAUUUCCAGUUUACAACGUAUGAAACACAUAGGAAUCGUCGAUAUUACUACAGUCGGUGCAUGUUUAUGUGCAAAUGAAAUUGUUGCACAAGCAGCAAAGAUCGAUCCAACAGGAAAACAUCCAGAAUUUACAAUGCAUGCUUUUUCCUUUGAUCAAUAUAAUGAUUUCAUCUCUAGAAAAGAUUGGAUUAGUUUGGCCAACAAAAUAUGCGAUUCUAUUAGACUACUGGAGAAAAUUGGUGCUGAUUUUGUCAUUAUUCCAUCAAAUGCUCCUCAUUUCUCUAUUGAUCUUAUUGAAAAGAAUUCACCAUUGAAAGUUGUUAAUUUAAUCAAAAUUGUGGCUGAUGAAUGUCAUAGAAAAGGUUUCUCCAAAGUAUUAGUCCUUGGAAUUAAACUUACAAUGCAAGACGGAUUAUACAAUGAAGUUUUACAAUCGAAGAAAAUCACUCCAAUAAUUCCUACAGAUGAUGUAUGUGAUAAAAUUGAACAUUUAAUAAGAAAUGAAAUUAUCCUAUCACAAAUAAAUUCAACUACAGUAGAAGAUAUUCAACAGGAUAUUAAAAAAUAUGAUUGUGAUGCAGUGAUUCUUGGAUGUACAGAGUUACCUGUUGUAUAUAAUGAAAAAAAUCUUGGCAAACCUGUUAUUGAUACAACUCGUUUACUUGCUCAUUAUGCUUUACAUCUUGCUAUUGAUGAUAAUCUCUCACCAAAAUGA